Phanerochaete carnosa HHB-10118-sp is the source of this 462-nucleotide messenger RNA. RefSeq lists its product as uncharacterized. The transcript is spliced from 3 exons. Bases 1 to 462 code for a protein of 153 amino acids. Lineage: Eukaryota; Fungi; Basidiomycota; Agaricomycetes; Polyporales; Phanerochaetaceae. The record is from RefSeq and is a predicted model, not a curated record.
AUGGCCAAACUUCAGCUCGGGGAGCCUACGCUCUUUGACGUCCAGUUCGUCCAAACGUUCACAGACGUACCUCUUGAUCAAACUGAGCAAGACGAGCUGGAGGGCAUGAGAAAUAAUUAUCACAACCUCAUGUUGCAUGCCGAUGCGCUGAAUCACACGCGCUACGAGGAGAUUAUCAAAGACCUUCCUGAGCCUGCACCUCCUCUGGAGCUGUACAAGUUCCCUAAUAACAAGUACUACGAUGACGGCAAGAGCGACCAUAUAUUCUGUGCAAUAACCGAGACCUUCGGUUAUUGCUCGUCCAUGAAGGCCAUGUCAACGGCCCAGGAGCACCUGGCGGCGCGAGGGAAAACAAUGAGGGUGUACUUCAAGAUUAAUAACCUCGAGGCGGCUCAAGCCUUUCCCGUUGUCAAACCCUAUCACCCUGCAACUGGGUUGUUCGGGUUCACGGUCAAAGGUUAA